Molecule: messenger RNA, 1642 nt
Organism: Porites lobata
Lineage: Eukaryota; Metazoa; Cnidaria; Anthozoa; Scleractinia; Poritidae
Source: the annotation of a GenBank genome assembly
AUGUUAAAAGUUGGUAUCGAUGGUUGUCAGAAUCAAGUUAACGGUAACUGGGAUGAAAAUAAAUCAAUUUUUUUACUUUCUUUUGUCAGUACAUCCCGCUCACAAGCUCAAGAUGUCGACAAACCUUCCCGCGAAAAAACAAGAAGGAGAUAAACCGGCGUAAGUACGAAGUUAAAAUUCGUACUGAAUGAAGUUAGCUGAUAUUCUGUGGAAAUACGUUUGCCCUGAGCUGCACUGAUUAAACUAUAGCUAGGUAAAACCCCAAUAAUCUGCUCAUGUGUUAAUAAAUCAAUUCGAUGCUUGGUGUUACCUUAAAUUUGUUAAAUAAAUAAGCUUAUGUACAAACUUGCGACUUUUAGCGUGUAGGUCUAGCAGAAUGUUCGUAUUUCAUAUUUUUCUCCAUUUUAAAAAUUUUAAUUUCCUUUGAUAGCAGCGAUUUACCUCAGCGAUGAAAGCUUUGUGUGUGUAUGCUUUUAAGCAACACUUUCUUGCAUCUUCGUAUAAGCUUAUGUUUAAAAUUAGGCUAGCCGACAAAUAGCAAGAAGGUAAUCCUGGCAAACCAGUAUGUACAUAAAUAAAUUUGUUAUAGAAAUACACACACACACUUGUAUAUAUUAUAUAAAUAGUUACACAUAUAUACGUAUUAUAGUAGUUAUUUCCUAAAUAUUUAUAAAAGAAAAAGAAGAAGAAAUGAAGCAACUGAAACAAAAGAACAGUUAUGUCAAUAGAGAAGCUACAGAAAAACAAACUUAGCUUAUCUUAAUUCUUCAUUUCAUUAAAUAGUGUAUCUACCUCUAGACAGCUAGGAGUCUUCAGGUUCUAAAAUAUUUUUUUUCCAUGAUUGUGGUAAUACAACCCUUUUUAAUAAUUUUUUGUUGAAUUGCUUGUUUCAAUAUUUAUCUGCAGUGAAAAGAUGAUGUUUUGGACUGACAGACACGAUGUAAUUCUCUGUCGAGAAAUUUUGAUACACAAUCCCUUUCAGUACAAGAAGAGCUCAAUUCAAAGAGGACAGCUUUGGAAUGACAUCGCUGAACGACUUGUUGCAGUUGAUGAAGUAAGAUUCAAGUCAGAUUUAGACAGAAGGGGUGUUCGUGAUCGAUACAACCUGUUAGCAAAUAAGCUGAGAAGAAAGCUAAAAGAUGAAAGGAAAGCUUCCAGAAUUGAAACUGAUAUGUCAGAGGUGGAAGUUGCUCUGGAAGAUUUGAUCGAGAGGGAAGAUGAAUCGGAUAAACAGCACAAGGAGAAUCAAGAUCAAAACCUAAAGAGGAAAGAAGAUCGACAACAGGCUGAAGAUAUUCGCACAAAGUCAUUGGAGAGACUGGGGGAAACUCAGAAACGAAAAGGGCAAGACAGCAACCUUCAGACCAAAGCUAAGAAGAAGAGGGCAACUGGAGGAGAUGCAGUAGUGUUCUUAAGAGAAAGAACUGAGGCAAUGGUUGCUGCUCGUAAGGAGGAGGUCAAUAUGAAAGUAAAACAACAAGAGGCUGAGAGCAAACGACACCAGGAUUUUCUCGAAUUGAUGAGGCAACAACAACAGCAACAGCAGCAGCAAAUGCAUAACAUGCAAGCUAUGCUUCUCCAACAACAGCAGCAGCAAACUCAGUUGAUUAUGGCUCUCGUUUCUAAGUUAGACCAUAAAUAA